This is a messenger RNA of Caenorhabditis elegans, 1762 nucleotides long. It is a transcript of the gene C05E11.7, whose product is annotated as DUF19 domain-containing protein. The record is from RefSeq and is marked reviewed. The transcript is spliced from 11 exons. The coding region runs from base 166 to 1557 and encodes 463 amino acids. Lineage: Eukaryota; Metazoa; Nematoda; Chromadorea; Rhabditida; Rhabditidae.
AUUUGGAAAGUGUCAGUCCAGCCAAGUUGAGCACGUUCGGUAGAUACAGAUAGGGCGGGCUGAACUUCUUAUUUGAUUUAUUUAUCUGUGUCAAAAACUUUCAAGUCUAUCUUAAUCUCAGUCCCUCUGCACUUUUUUCCCCGAUCAUACGAUUUUCCAACCAAAAUGAGGCUUAUACUCAUUUUACUUUUUAUGAGCGAAUCCAGUAAGGUCUUCGCAAGAUGUCCAGAUCACUCAUUUCUUGGUUGCAUGCUCCGGCUGAAAGCUCAAAGAGUUCCAAUCGAGAAAAACAUUUUGAGUCUGAUAUUCAACAUUGGCACGGAAGCAAGACUUCUGCACACUUGCAAAGUAUAUUCAUCUACUCUUCCAUGUUUCCAAGAGAAAAUUCGAGAGUGUGGAGAUGAUAAACAGAAAAGAAUUUUGAACGAAGUAUCUAAAACUAUCAUGUAUCUAUGUUCUCCGUUCAGUUUGAAGAGACAGAACUUGGUCAUUGAGCAUCAAAAAUGUAUAUCCGGAGUCCUUUCUCUACCAGCGAGCACAGGAUGCCAAUUGGAUGAUAAUGAAUAUGGAAAACAGGUUAUAUCAUGCAAAAAAGAGUGCAAUUCUCGUGGUCUCAUCUGCAUGAUGCGUACAUGGAUAUCUGAACAAAAUACUUGUACAAUGAAAGAUAUUGACCAAAAAUGUGGGGCAGAAGCAGCAAGUCUCUUCCAGGAGCUUCAAACUACAGUUUUUGAGCCGACUUAUCCAGUUGUAUGUACUCCAUCAAACGAAACAAUUGCCACCGUAAGACCGAAGAUCUCAAAUUUGAAGGAGAAGAAAAUUAAGACACAAUAUAGAAAACCGAUUCAAAAGUCAAAAACAGAAAUCCAAGAACACCCAAUGGUCUUGACAUCUCCAGCAACUCCCUCAACAGCAGAUAACAUUUAUAUUGCCCUACCUGAGCAGACAAAUGUUUACCUGCGUCCGCAAAGACCAACUUUUGCGGCAAACUUGACCAACAAUAAUGCUGCCCAGCUUUAUCCGAAUCAAGUUGAAUUGCAAGAAAAGUCGAACAUUUGGAAUAAGGGUGACUAUGGUCAGAAAGUGCAAUACAACAAAGAACACUGGAGACAAAAAACUUCAUCGGGUGAAUUCGUCUUUACAACUCAACAUCCACUGUUUACAACAACUGAAUACGGAGCAACACCACGAAGACAUAAGGUAAUCGACAUUCUGAAAAGUUUGAUUCCGCCGAAUCUUCCAUCCCAGCUCACUGCUCUUCUGGAAAACAGUUACGACAAGGAAAUAUUUGCCGAAACACAAAGCUAUAAUACACCAGCAGUCGCAACUCCAAUGUCGAAUAUAUAUGCCACAUCUCAAGCUGUCUAUCAACCUGAAAUAGUGACAAUUGCGCCGAAAACCACAAUGAUUCCGCCACAACCUGUAAAAAUAACAUAUCGACCUUCUACAACCCACGCCAAAAGCACCAUGAUGACAACCACGCAGCCGAUCGUUCAGUAUCCAAUAUUACCAGCAACAACUGUAAAAUGGAAGCCGUGGUACUUAGGUGGCGCUUGAGAUUUUCCCAAAUAUUUUCAUCACUAACGUUUUUCCCACGAAGUACACUUUGUUUUUACUUAAUUUUAUUGUACCAAAUGAUCUCGACAAUAUUACUAAUCAAUGUUAAUCGGAUUUUAAUGAUCUGAACAAUUAUUAUUUUAAAAGCAUGAUUAUUUUGUGUUAUGAUAAAAAAAAAGUUGAAAUAAAAAGAUCGGAAAAGAAU